Medicago truncatula (barrel medic) is the source of this 1295-nucleotide messenger RNA. Its product is annotated as F-box/kelch-repeat protein At3g23880. Gene Ontology annotation, molecular function: protein binding. Bases 34 to 1194 code for a protein of 386 amino acids. NCBI's taxonomy places the organism in Eukaryota, Viridiplantae, Streptophyta, Magnoliopsida, Fabales, Fabaceae. The transcript has a single exon. The record is from RefSeq and is a predicted model, not a curated record.
AUUUUCCCUUUCUGUAAAAUUAGGGUUUACAAGAUGGUAGAGAGCACGCAGGAGAAGAAGCAGAAGACACUGCCGUAUCUUCCUCAUGAAUUGAUUAUUCAAAUCUUGAUGCGGCUGCCGGUGAAGUCUCUUAUUCAUUUCAAAUGUGUUUGUAAGCUAUGGUUUUCUCUUAUCUCUGAUCCCCAUUUUGCAAAUUCACAUUUUCAACUCACCACCACAACGCACACUCCUAGAAUUAUGUGCAUAUCAUCUCUAUCUCAUGAAAUUCGAUCUAUAGGUUUUGAAGCAUUUCUUAACGAUGAUGAUACUGCUUCAGUGAACCUUAAUUUUUCGCUUCCAGAAUCUUAUUUUCCGGCUGAAAUUAGAGGUUCGUGUAGAGGGUUUAUACUUUUGUAUCGUGACCCAAACAUCUACAUAUGGAAUCCAUCCACUGGAUUUAAAAAACAAAUACCUGGGUCUCCUUUUCGUUCCAAAUUAGCAAAACUUUGUAGCAUUCAUAUACAUGGUUUUGGUUAUGACCAGGUAAGAGAUGAUUACUUGGUGGUUGUAUUGUCCUAUCAUAUAACCGUAGUUUCAACACGUUUGAAGUUUUUCUCAUUUAGAGAUAAUACAUGGAAAGAAACUGAGGGUGCUCCCUUUGCUUAUUGUGUCAUCCCUUCUCGCAGAAAAGGGUUUCUAUUUAAUGGGGCUAUUCAUUGGUUGGCUUUGCGUCGUGAUUUACGUUGGAAUGUAAUUGUUUCCUUUGAUUUAAUGGAAAGGAAAUUGUUUGAGAUGCCUCUUCCAAAUAAUGUUCACCAUAGUGCAUUGGUACAUUCUGGUUUGUGGGUAUUUGGAGAAUAUCUUAGUGUAUGGGCUAAGGAUAAUGCUAAUGAUACAGUUGAAAUAUGGGUGAUGAAAGAAUACAAAGUGCAUUCGUCUUGGAUUAAAUCUCUUGUUCUUUCUGUUGAAGCCAUUCCUGAUCACUACUUUCAACCUAUAUAUUCUACAAAAAAUGGUGAUAUUAUUGGAAGAAAUAUGCAUUCUACAAACAUGUCUGAUGUUAUUGGAAGUAAUCAUGGUACUAGAUUGGUGAAGUAUAAUUACCAAGGACAGUUAUUAAGGCAUCACGCCUUCUGUAAUAGUCCAUCCGAAGUUGUCAUGUAUACUGAGUCUCUGCUUUCACUCCCUGGCCCUGGUGACAACAAGCAAAUUUAAGAAAGAUCACACAAACAAGAAGACCGACAUUGUGAAAUAUUCUCAACUAUUUUCUUCAUAAUUAUAAUUAUAUUGUAUUAUGAACUCUGAUGGUUGCAUUU